GAUCUGCUUGCAGCACCUGUUGGGUCCGGGGAAACUGGUCAUGUGCCACCCACAGAAAACGAAGGGCAAGAUGUAGGAGCAUGAUGGUCUCCUUGAGGCCUUUUAUGCACACUCCUUUCUUUAACAAAAAGAUAUUUGGGGACCCAGCACACGCUAAAACCAGGAGCUGCACAAGUCAAGAACUGAGCAGGAGCGGCACCCCGGCCGCGGGAUGCUAAGCAGCGAAACAGAUCCGCAAGAGGGGAGCGGGCUCUGGCUUCUGGGUCCGCAGCCUCUGAAUACUCACUUCCGAUAGCACCGGGUGCCAGUAGAGCUCAAGGACUGGGCCUGGCGGGAGAAGGACCUGGGCUUUCGAGGAACCUCAUAACGUGGAGGCAAUGCUGAGUGAUGCGAGGGUCCAGGCUGGGAUUUAAAUUCCGAGACCCCGGAGCGCCUCCAAAGGACUGCAGGGGCAAGUGUUUGAGGCAAUCCGGGCUUUUAUGCAAGACUGGCCUGAGGCUGGACUACUGGAUAGAGCAGCGGUUCUCAACCUUCCUAAUGCUGUGACCAGUUAAUGCAGUUCCUCAUGUUGUGGUGACCCCCAACCAUAAAAUUAUUUUCGUUGCUACUUUAUAACUGCAAUCUUGCUACUGUUAGGGAUCGUAAUGUAAAUAUCUGUCUUUUCUGAUGGCCUUAGGUGACCUCUGUGAAAGGAUCGUUUGCGGCCAAAAGGGGUCCCAAGCCUUGGUUUUGAGGGCAGGAUAGAGGGUGGUAGAUGUUAGCAGACGAAGGGAAGGAGAAUGGUAUCGACUCAAGACCCUGAGAGGGUGACAGAGACUAGGAGCAGGGGGCUCAAACAUUAUGCCAGGCUUAUUAGGGGGCAAAGGUGUUUGGGAGCACUGACCUCAGUACUGGGUACCUACCUCUUCAUUUCCAACCUGGGUGCUCUUGAACUUUGUUGCAUUUCAGUUUCUUUCUUUUUUAAUUAAUUAAUUUAUUUUUAUUUUAUGUGCAUUGGUGUUUGCCUGUGUAUAUAUAUGUCUAUGUGAGGAUGCUGGAUCCCCUGGAACUGGAGUCACAGACAGUUGUGAGCUACCAUGUAGAUGCUGGGAAUUGAACCCAGGUCCUCUAGAAGAGGAUCCAGUGCUCUUAACUGCUGAGCCAUCUCUGCAGCCCCGCAUUUCAGUUUCUUUACUCACAAUGUGAGAAAGUACAGAACUGCCUCUGGCGAGGUCAGCUAGUUACUGUGCAUGGGUUACUCAGGAGGCCUAUGAGGCAGCUUCAGGUAGCAAGCAGCUCCACAAGUGUAGAGGAAGGGGAACUGUUCCCUUCAGCCUUUCCAGCCCUGAGCCUAAGGGGCACCAUCACCCAGAGGUCAUGAAUGCCAGGCCACAGGGGCUUGAACAAGGCUGGGUCAUAAUCAGGUAAGGUGGCAGGAAAGCCUGCUCCUGAAUUGAGGAUACUCCUGGGUGGCCUGAACCAAGGGCAGGAAGAUCACAGGAGAGUAUCCAGGACCUACUCCUGCAACUGUGAGGGUAGAGAGAGGGACAGGAACCGGAGAAGACCUUUGUCCAAUUUUGUAAAUAAUGCCACUGGGCCCCAAGGCUCAAGUCAAUCUGGAGUCAGUGGUAACAAUAGGAGAAACCAGCUGUGUUUCCCCCCCCCCCCCCACAUCCCACCUCAGAGCCAGAGGCUUGUGGCUCUUGUGUUUGGCUCUUGAAAGGGGGCUCUGCUCUCUCACCCCAGCCCUGAGCGCAUGUCUGUGAGAUACCAUAGCCUGUUACAACUGUUCAUUCAUUGGAGUCUAUUGCCUAGGAGGUGGACAGGGUAAGGACCAGAGAGAUAUGCUCUAUUGUUUCAUUAUUGGUCACCAGUUUCUGAGAGAACCCCUUUGUUACAGUAGGUCAGAGGUGAGUCAUGCCUGGGGCUUUUUGGGGGGGUGGAGUAUAUAAUAUAAUUCUUCCUCUCCACUCCUGAGUAUAGUAUAAAAAAAAGGGAGUGUUGCCAGACUUGGAGCAUGCCUUUAAUCCCAGCACUCAAGAGAAAGAGGUAGGUGGAGCUUUGUGAGUUCCAGGCCGGCCUGGUCUACACAGACUGUUCCAGGUCAACCAGGACUACAUAGCAAGAACUUGUGCCAAGCAGGGGUGAAGUGGGUUGGGGGAUGGAAUCUAGAAGGCACGCCUCCUACCCAGUAUAUGUUUAGGAUUAUUCUGGCUGGAGAUCUCCUUGCCAGGAUCUCUGCACAUCCCCCCAACCUCUGCCACUUGAAGUAUCCACCUACGCUUUAGUGCUGGAGCAAAUGUAGUACUUAGGGACUGGGGCUGUCCUGGGAGGAAGGGGCCUCUUAGAGUUACAGGAAGAGUCAGGCAAGGCGGGGCAAGGACCGCCAACAGCCCGCCCCGCCAGGGGAAGGGGUGGGUACCUGGGUGGGGUUUAGGUUUAGGAGAGGAUGUGACUGUAAGGCCAGGAAACUAAGGGGGAAAGUUCUGACUAAAAUAUAUAUCAACAAAAGCCAGGUCCUCGCCCAAGCUUGGUGAUGCAUCGUGGGUAGCCACAACACUGUGGCUCCUCUCUGGGGCCCAGCAGAGGGGACAAUUUGCUCACAAGUGCAUGUUACUGACCUCAAUGACCAUCUCCCCUUUGGAGGAAAAGAUCCGGAAAUGAGGUGACUGUGCCUCCCUACUGCUGAGGGAUCCUGUGGCCUUGUGGUCUGUCCUUGGAGGUAGGCUUGGUUGAGGAGAGGCCCAUGGUGCUGAGGUGCAUGAAGGCACACCGUGUGUGUGUGUGUGUGUGUGUGUGUGUGUGUGUGUGUGUCUGUGCGCGCGCGUGCGCACGCACACACAUAUGCGUGUAUGGGUGUGCUUGUGGCCCCUGAAGUAUUUGGGAGUGAUCUUGUGAAGGGAGGUGUGUGCAGCCCAAAACCUGUGUGGAGGGCAGUGUUGUAUGGAAGAUACAUGUGUGCACAUUGGCUAAGGUGAACUCAGUGAGGCUGACUGGGGGCCCGAGGGGGCUGUGCAUGCGUAGAAUGGGAAAGGGGAGAGGGCACCUGCUGCCUCCGUGAGUCACAUCCUGGAGGGUUGGUCUUCAUUUCUGGUGGUGUCUGCUGCUACCUUUGCAGGGGUCAAGGUCUUCUGAGCUUGAGGAGGUUGAGGGCUAUUGCAGGACAUGCUCUGGGACCUGCUGGGCUGGGGUAUCCACUUCUGGUCACUCUGAGGGGUCAAUUGAGAAGCCUGUCUUCUACAGGCCCUUGGUAAGUGGUUCUGCUUUCAGGAUUGUAAUAGGACUGCCCUUCACACCAAAGGGUUUCUGGAAGGAUCACCUUGCCACCCUUGACAGUAAUGUGCCUCUUCCUGAACUAGCUCCCAAGGAGAUUGAUGUCUAGCCAAGUCUGAGAUUUCUGGCCCAGCAUUACCCAGUGCAGAACAAAGGGAGAGAGUAUAAGAGACUAAUUCUCAUCAAAGCCACUGGGGCAUCUGAGGCAGGCCAGGCCCAGGGCUUGACCCCAUGUUCCUGCUGCCCAUGUGUCUGUGCAGGAUGGAGGAGAGUAGGAACUCAAUUAAAUGUAUAAAGAGAGUGAACUUGGGGCACCCAGGAAAGAGGGGUCACCUAGGGCCCUGGGCUGCUAAGGAAGAGCAUCCUGAAUGUUUCCUGCAGUCAUGCCAUUACGGAGCUUUUUGAGUCCCAGAUGUGUGUAAUUGUUAUGGGCCAAGAAUGACCCAGGGCCCUAGAUAAGAGUCAUCUGUUUUGGGGGUACCCAGAAGGGCUUCCCAAGGCCCUUCAGAGUGACCUCAAUAGUAGCCUGGUCCCCAUUUACCUUUCCUGGCCCAGAUGAGCCUCAAGGUGUCUGCAGGUGUGAUGUGUCCAUUCCCAUGUGUAUGUGUGACUGCAUCCAGAGCAAAAUCUCACAGUUAGGUUUCACUUAUGGCUCAUAUCCCCUUAAUCCCCAGGUCCUGGCCAGGUGACAAGCACCCACGCACCCACCUGCAUACAGCAGCAGUCCAUUACAGGGGACAGCCAGGAAUGAGGCUAACUGCUCUCUUCUGAGGUCACAUCCUUCUUGGAGCAUGUCUGUUGUAUCCCUGAGUCACCACAGUGGCUCCAGGACAAAUGAAAGUGGUCCAUGGGACUGGCCCUCCCAAGCUGUGUGAGGCAGAGUCUGCUCUGGCCUUGUGAUAUGUAGGAGCUCACACAGCACUCUGAGACUGGCUGAAAUUGCAAGGAAGCUAUCUGUUGUGCAGCCAGUAAGUACUGCUGCUGUCUGACAGUUACUGGUUAACUCACCGUGUUCCUGUUUAACUUGUCCCCUGGGGACAGUGACAGCCUCUGACCUCCAGGGACCCUGUCCAGCUGGCUGAAUAGACAGAAAGGAGUCCUUCUCAGUCUUCAGUGGAUCCAUCUGCUCGGUUAAAGAGCCCCAGUGGAGCCAGGGGUGGAACCAGUGUUCGGCCUGCAGAGGCCCUGGAAGAGCCAUGGCAGAUGUCUGUGACCCUAAUUUCCUCUCACCGUCUGAAAACCAGGCCUUGGGACCUGCCCUUGGCAGUACAGUUGCUUUGAAUUGCACAGCUUGGGUGGUCUCUGCACCCCAGUGUCCCCAGCCCUCAGUACAGUGGCUAAAAGAUGGCCUUCCAUUGGGCAAUGGAAGCCACUUCAACCUCCAUCAGGACUUUUGGGUCGGCGCCAACUUCUCAGAGGUUGUGUCCAGUGUUCUGGUGCUCAACUUGACCAAUGCUGAGGACUAUGGAAGUUUCACCUGCUCUGUCUGGAAUGUCAGCUCCCACUCCUUCAGUCUCUGGAGAGCUGGCCCUGCUGGCCAUGUGGUUGCAGUGCUGGCCUCCCUCCUUGUCCUGCUGGUUCUGCUGCUGGUGGCCCUGCUCUAUGUUAAGUGUCGUCUGAAUGUGCUGCUUUGGUACCAAGACGCCUAUGGGGAGGUGGAGAUGAACGAUGGGAAGUUAUACGAUGCCUACGUGUCCUAUAGCGACUGCCCGGAGGACCGCAAAUUUGUGAAUUUUAUUCUGAAGCCUCAGCUGGAGCGGCGUCGGGGAUAUAAGCUCUUCCUGGAGGACCGCGAUCUCUUGCCGCGCGCUGAGCCCUCUGCCGACCUCCUGGUGAACCUGAGCCGCUGUCGGCGCCUCAUCGUGGUUCUUUCAGACGCCUUCCUGGGUCGGGCCUGGUGUAGCCAGAGCUUCCGGGAGGGACUGUGCCGCCUACUGGAGCUCACUCGCAGACCUAUCUUCAUCACCUUCGAGGGCCAGAGGCGUGAGCCCAUGCACCCUGCUCUCCGGCUCCUGCGCCAGCACCGCCACCUUGUGACCCUGCUGCUUUGGAAGCCUGGCUCCGUGACGCCUUCCUCCGAUUUUUGGAAAGAGCUACAGCUGGCACUGCCCCGGAAGGUGCAAUACAGACCGGUGGAGGGAGACCCCCAGACCCGACUACAGGAUGACAAAGAUCCCAUGCUAAUCGUGAGAGGACGAGCUGCCCAGGGCCGGUGCAUGGAGUCAGAGCUGGAUCCAGACCCCGAGGGAGACCUGGGUGUCCGAGGACCUGUCUUUGGGGAGCCACCAACUCCACUGCAUGCAAGCAGGGUCUCCAUGGGAGAGGGCCACGGCAGUGAAGUGGAUGUCUCGGACCUUGGCUCUCGGAACUACAGUGCACGAACAGACUUCUACUGCCUUGUGUCUGAGGAUGAUGUGUAGCCCUUAUCCUAGCAGCCCAGAUCAUAGGUGGCAGCUUCCAGGGUAGAGGCAGGCACCUCUUCUCCCUAGGACCACAACCCUUGCCUGUAGCUCUGACCCUCUCGGGGAAGGAGCGUGGCUCCAGGGUGUCACAAAUAAACUUGUCUUUGCUCCUG
Messenger RNA from Peromyscus eremicus (cactus mouse), 5827 nucleotides. RefSeq names its product single Ig and TIR domain containing (gene Sigirr). NCBI's taxonomy places the organism in Eukaryota, Metazoa, Chordata, Mammalia, Rodentia, Cricetidae. Bases 4449 to 5672 code for a protein of 407 amino acids. The record is from RefSeq and is a predicted model, not a curated record. Gene Ontology annotation, biological process: signal transduction. The transcript is spliced from 9 exons.